Molecule: messenger RNA, 1863 nt
Organism: Penicillium soppii
Lineage: Eukaryota; Fungi; Ascomycota; Eurotiomycetes; Eurotiales; Aspergillaceae
Exons: 6
Coding region: 1-1863 (620 amino acids)
Molecular function (GO): cobalt ion transmembrane transporter activity; cobalt ion binding; magnesium ion transmembrane transporter activity
Source: RefSeq, a predicted model, not a curated record
AUGUCUGAAACGGUAACCUCGCGCGAUCACAUCACGCCUCGGGAUUAUUACUCGGGACUCGACGAUGAGGGCUCUUUGGUAAGAAAGUUCAAAAAUAUCGACGACCAGAUACAGUUUGAUGGGGCUAUGUGUGGCAUAAAAGAUCCCCUGACCCAAAAUUUUGUUUUGGACUUCGGGAACGAGGAUGCGUGGUGUGCAUCUGAUUUAAACACCGAUGAAUUAAACCUACUGCUCAGCAAACCGAGAGCCAAGUGUUUCGGCACACGAUGGAUUAAUAUCUGGGCACCAGAGGAGCAGAAAGAAACCAUCAAGGCUAUAACUCAACAUUACGGUGUAUCCGAACGACUACAAGGAAUGAUGUGCACAGAGCCAGUUCAGCCUGCACUCAAAACAAACCCAAUACCCAAAGAGAGAUCAUCACACAAAACCGACCCCGGCCCAUCCUUCCAGCACGAUUUUGAUGACCCAGAAAAUGCACUCAAGCAUCUCUCCGAUCCAGCUAAACCCAACGAGUCGGCGUCAUUCAGAAACCUGACUUUCGCACAAGUUACCGACCAGAUCUGGCACUUUUCUUCAGUAGAUCAUGGUCCUCGAUGUAAGCUUGAACGUCACUUGAUCGGACUCAGAGCUAAAAGGACUGCCACAGACACAUGUAUCGGCUACAAUACGUUAUUCGUGAUCCCGACACUGUCAAUGCCGAAUGGCAAGGAUCUCCCAGACGGAAAGAGACUUUGGACCUGGUUGGUCCAAUGCGACGAUGGUACGAGCCGUUUGGGACAAUAUCCGAUGCAGUCACUGAGUGGAUCAUAUAUAGGAACGAUAAUUUCGAUCCAAGAGAACCCAUUCGCAAGACAGAAAGGGGUAUCAAUCGACGAAGCCAAGCCAGUUCUCGAUGUCGUACGCAGAAACAUCCGCUUCAUUUUCGCUGGCGUUUCGAAACUGCACUUUGCCAUGUCCGAAAGCGAAUCAUUAAUCACUAUCCGUGUUCGACAAUUCAGUGAUCUCGGACCAGAUCAAGCCAACAUCAAACAAGAAGAUGGACCGAGUUUGCUUUUCUACUAUAUUUUCGACGAUUGGGUAUCGAGUUAUGGACUGAUUGCAAAACGAGAGCACAAGUAUGGCGUUUUACUCGAAGAACUGAGAGCCAAUAUGCUCGACCGUCCAGUGGUAGAUUUGAUCAAUGAAUUACACUGGUUAGGGCGACGCCUGGCUGUCUUGAAACGGCUGUAUCAGAGCUAUGAGCUUAUUAUGCGGCGACUGCUGCAGCGGCAACGCAUGCUCCGCGAUGAGGCCCGUUCGUCUCACCCCACCGCUCUCCCGUAUGGGGCCACGUUUCGCGAGAUGGAAUCUGUGGAUAUGCGACAGCCCAGUCUCGUGAGCAAUUCUAGUCUUCCCAUAGAUAAAUCGGUCGGAGUGCAGCUUAGCUCGACGGCGGUGGCGCGCUUUGAACGGUUGGUGGACCGGAUCAAUCUGUACUGUUUGAGUGAGAUUGAGAAUUGUCUGAGUGAGAAAGAGUCCUUGACAUUUUUGAAUUUUAAUUUGAUUGCGCUCAAAGACUCACAGGCUGUUGAGAAGCUUACUCGGAUCACUAUCCUUUUGGCGAAGGCAACCAUUUUGUUUCUACCGGUCAGUUUGAUGAGUGCGUAUUUUUCAACGGAACUCAUUGGGGUGAAGAAUGGAUACACCAAGACGGAAUACUGGAUCAGCUUCACGGUGAUCUUCAUCUUAUCCAUCUUGCUAUUGACCGUUUUCGGAUACGCCAGUGAUACUGUGGAAGGCAAGACGAUUUAUCGGUCAAUGGUACGGACAUUCUUCCGAAGUUCACGAGAGAGAAUGUUACGACAACGACCGGGAGGACAAUAA